AUGAGUUUUUCUAGUAAAAUAGUUUUGAUUACAGGAGCCAGUAGAGGAAUAGGCGCAGCAACAGCGAUAAUGUUCGCUAAAGAAGGGGCUGAUGUAGUAAUUGUUGGAAGAAAUGAAGAAAAACUCAAAGAAGUCGAAGUGGAAUGUUCUAAAUUUGGUAAGAAACCCCUUGUUAUUACGGCGGAUUUGGCGAAAGAUGAGCAAGUUAAAGGUAUAGUCAAUAAAACUAUAGAUGCAUUCGGAAAACUGGAUAUAUUAAUUAACAAUGCUGGCAUACUAAAGAAAAAUGACAUUAAGUCAGAAGGCUUCAUAGAGACUUUCGACGAAGUGAUGAACACAAACCUAAGAGCUUCUGUAUUGAUAACCAACGUGGCCAUACCACACCUGAUCAAAACAAGAGGCAAUAUCAUUAAUGUUUCAAGUGUCGCUGCAACUUCAACAUCAGUUGUUAAUUCUGUUACGUACAAAGUAUCUAAAGCCGCCCUCAACCAUUUCACUCGCUGCAUAGCCUUAGAACUUGCUCCUCAUGGCAUCCGAGCUAACACAGUGAGCCCUGGCCCUGUGGAAACAGAUAUUUUCGAAACAGCUGGAAUUCCAGAAGCACUACAAAAUUAUUCAGGACAACUUCCCCUUAAGAAAGUCGGCAAGAAAGAAGAAGUGGCAGAUUUGAUCUUGUUUUUAGCCAGCGAGAAAGCACAAAGUAUAACCGGAGCGAAUUACGUUAUAGAUAAUGGAUGGCUGUUAAACUAA
Molecule: messenger RNA, 750 nt
Organism: Bombyx mandarina (wild silkworm)
Lineage: Eukaryota; Metazoa; Arthropoda; Insecta; Lepidoptera; Bombycidae
Source: RefSeq, a predicted model, not a curated record